Messenger RNA from Clonostachys rhizophaga, 3243 nucleotides. The record is from the annotation of a GenBank genome assembly. NCBI's taxonomy places the organism in Eukaryota, Fungi, Ascomycota, Sordariomycetes, Hypocreales, Bionectriaceae.
AUGGCGGACCCUUUCGCCCAGAUAGGCAAUCAUCUAGUUUCAAACUCGGCCAAAGCCAUCAAUGCCGGCGCAGACGACUUGGAUCGCCUAGAACCAGACUCUGCCCUGCUUGGCCUCAAGGCAGGCGGCAGCCGAAUCCGAGCCGACGAUGACGACAACCAGAGAGAAGUCAAAGAUGACGAUGACAAUGAUAGUACCGAAAGCGCCACAGACGGCAUGUCUGGAAUGAAGCUGAAGGGCCCACGAGAGGACAAGCAACUGCCCGCUCAUGCAUGCGCAUACUGUGGAAUUCAUUCCCCAAGCUGCGUUGUCAAGUGUCUGAGUUGCAACAAGUGGUUCUGUAGCGCUCGUGGCAACGGAACCUCGACCCACAUCGUCAACCAUCUCGUUCGAGCCCGUCACAAAGAGGUUCAGCUUCACCCUGAAUCCGCCCUCGGAGACACGGUGCUAGAAUGCUACAACUGCGGAACAAAGAACGCAUUCUUGUUGGGGUUUAUCCCGGCAAAGUCGGAUACUGUGGUGGUACUUCUCUGUCGGCAACCAUGCGCCUCUGCCUCGUCGAACAAGGAUAUGAACUGGGAUACGUCGCGAUGGGAACCUCUGAUUGCUGAGCGAGCCUUCUUGCCAUGGCUUGUGUCUACUCCAUCCGAUGCUGAACAGCUCCGAGCCCGUCAUCUGUCACCUAACAUGAUUGCCAAGCUGGAGGAGAUGUGGAAAGUCGAACCAAACGCCACGGUUGUGGAUCUCGAAAAGUCCUCGAACAUUGACGACGAUCCAUCCCCAGUCGUUCUUGAAUACGAAGAUCCUUUCCACUACCAGAACAUCUUCGGGCCACUGGUCAAAAUGGAGUCCGACUACGACAAGAAAUUGAAGGAAGCCCAGUCUGAGGAUGGCCUGAUUAUUCGAUGGGAUUUGGGUCUCAACCAGAAGCACAUUGCCAGCUUCAAUCUUCAUAAGAUUGAAUCCGGCGAUGUUAAGCUCGCGGUUGGUGAUGAGAUGCGACUACGAUACAAUGGCGAACUCGGGCCAGCCUGGGAAGGUGUGGGAUAUGUCAUCAAGAUCCCCAACAAUCAGUCAGACGAAGUGUCCCUGGAGCUGCGAAAAUCUGGCAAUGAAAAGUCAGUCCCAACUGAGCUUUCUCACAACUUCUCGGCCGAUUACGUUUGGAAAGCAACUUCGUACGACAGAAUGCAACUCGCAAUGAAAACCUUCGCGGUCGAUGACAUGAGUGUCUCGGGAUACAUUUUCCAUUAUCUCCUUGGUCAUGAAGUCUCCCACCAGCCGAUGAAAAUCAACAUGCCUAAGAAGUGGUCGGCUCCCGGACUGCCUGAUUUGAAUAACAGCCAAGUUGAGGCCAUCAAGGCGUCUCUACAGAGACCUCUCAGUCUCAUCCAGGGACCUCCCGGAACUGGCAAGACCGUCACAUCAGCCACCAUCAUUUACCAUCUGGCCAAGACGACUGGAAACCAAGUUCUUGUCUGUGCCCCAUCUAACGUGGCCGUCGACCAGCUUUGCGAGCGAAUUCACCGAACUGGCCUCAAGGUUGUGCGACUCACGGCCAAGUCACGCGAGGAUGUAGAGUCUUCCGUCACCUUCCUCUCACUGCAUGAACAAGUUCGUAUGGCAGGCACAAACAACGAGUUGGUGAAGCUCUCACAACUCAAGAAUGAGCUCGGCGAGCUGUCCCUGCAGGAUGAGAAGAAGUUCAAGCAGCUUACCAAGGUUGCUGAGCGCGAGAUUCUGCAAAAUGCCGAUGUCGUUUGCUGCACAUGUGUCGGUGCAGGCGACCCUCGUCUGUCCAAGAUGAAGUUCAGAAAUGUGCUCAUCGAUGAGUCGACGCAGUCCGCCGAACCUGAGUGCAUGAUUCCUCUGGUUCUUGGUUGCAAACAAGUCGUUCUUGUUGGGGAUCACCAGCAGCUUGGUCCUGUCAUCAUGAACAAGAAAGCAGCCAAGGCUGGUCUAAACCAAUCCCUAUUUGAGCGACUUAUCCGUCUCAAAACCCAGCCAACCAUGUUGAAGAUGCAAUACCGAAUGCACCCAUGCUUGUCCGAGUUCCCCUCCAACAUGUUCUACAAUGGAAAUCUCCAGAACGGAGUAAACGCCGAGGGCCGUAUCCGAAAGGAUGUAGACUUCCCAUGGCCUCUACCCGAGAUGCCGAUGAUGUUCUGGUCGAACCUGGGACACGAAGAAAUCUCCGCCUCCGGAACAUCCUACCUCAACCGUACCGAAGCUUCCAACGUGGAGAAGGCCAUCACUCGCUUCUUCAAGGCUGGCGUAAAGGCGGCAGACAUUGGUGUCAUCACGCCAUACGAAGGGCAGCGAAGCUUCAUUGUAACAACAAUGCAAAACUCGGGCACAUAUAACAAGGAAAAGUACAAGGAGGUCGAAGUUGCCUCUGUGGAUGCGUUCCAGGGCAGAGAAAAGGACUUCAUUGUGCUUUCUUGCGUUCGAUCCAACGACAAUCAAGGCAUCGGUUUCUUAUCAGACCCACGCCGUCUUAACGUCGCACUCACUCGAGCCAAGUACGGCCUGGUUAUUCUUGGCAACCCCAAGGUUCUGUCUAAGCACGAGCUUUGGCACAGCCUCCUGGUUCAUUUCAAGGACAGAAAAUGUUUCGUUGAAGGGCCCUUGACCAAUCUUCAAGCCUGCCUGCUGCAGUUUGGUCGACCCAAUGUGAAAUACCGACAGAAGAACAACCACGGACAACAGUAUGGAGCCAAUUCUGCGAUGAACGGCCGUUUCUACCCUCCAUCUAAUCGUGAUGUUGAUUCUGGAUCCAUGCUCUCCUACAUCCCAGACGACGUGUCUUCGGUUCAUAGCUCUGCCUUUACUGGCGGUGCUGCCCUUGGAGGUUCUUUCCCCAGCAUGUUCUCCAACUUCAACCCAGAGCAGUGGCCUGGCCUCCCAGGUGUUGGAACAGCUGGCCGUGGCGGUAAGGCACGUGGCCGGGCAACCGAGAGCAUCGCCGGUGAGAGCGUUGCCAAUUCUGAGUACACGGACACAACCAACAGUGUCAUUGGUGGUAAAGGUGUUGGCCAGGGAGGCGUUAGCCUCGGCGCCGGCCUUCCCGAUGUGGUCAACGGCAUGCCAGCUCUUUCGUACAACCAGAGCGACCGUCUCAAACAGUACGUUGAGAGCAACGGCCGCAUGGGGCCAUCCGGCGGCUACGGGCGGCACUACGAUGACGACGAGAAGAGCGUUAGCACCGCUUUCCACAGCCAAAUCGGAGGAGGCUACGACUGA